Molecule: messenger RNA, 1747 nt
Organism: Callorhinchus milii (elephant shark)
Lineage: Eukaryota; Metazoa; Chordata; Chondrichthyes; Chimaeriformes; Callorhinchidae
Gene: nipsnap2
Product: nipsnap homolog 2
Exons: 10
Coding region: 61-906 (281 amino acids)
Cellular component (GO): mitochondrion
Source: RefSeq, a predicted model, not a curated record
GCCGCUCCCCCGCGCACGCGCACAGCCUGUGUUUGGGUUGAAUGUCACCUCGGAUGUAAGAUGGCGGCGCGAGUUGUUCAGCGCGCGGUGAGCGGCCUGAGGAGAGCCCGCGCCCCGGGCCCGGGCCCCGCCAACAGGGCAUUAUCUGCUACUUCGUACAACCAGAGGGAAGAUAGCUGGUUCAAGUCACUGUUUGUCAGGAAAGUGGACCCACGAAAAGAUGCUCACUCCACUUUGCUAGCUAAAAAGGAAACCAGCAAUCUAUACAAAAUUCAGUUUCAUAGUGUAAAGCCAGAUUGUCUGGAAGCUUACAACCAACUCUGUGAACAGAUAUUACCAAAGAUUCACGAAGAGCCCAAUUACCCUUGUGAACUUGUGGGGACGUGGAACACAUGGUAUGGGGAACAGGAUGAAGCCGUCCACCUCUGGAAGUAUAGUGGAGGUUACCCCACGCUUACCGAGGUGAUGAAUAAACUCAGACAAGAUAAGGAAUUCAUGGAGUUCCGGAAGGAGAGAGGGAAAAUGCUGCUUUCUCGGAAAAACCAGCUGCUUUUAGAGUUCAGUUUCUGGAAUGAACCCAUCCCAAGAUCAGGGCCUAAUAUUUAUGAACUGCGCUCCUAUCAGCUCAGGCCAGGUACAAUGAUUGAAUGGGGUAAUAACUGGGCCCGAGCCAUUCGCUAUCGGCAGGAUAACAAUGAAGCCGUUGGCGGGUUUUUCUCCCAGAUCGGAGAGUUGUACAUGGUGCACCACCUGUGGGCUUAUAAGGACUUGCAGACGAGAGAUGAAACAAGAAAUGCUGCAUGGCAGAAGGCUGGCUGGGAUGAAUGUGUAUAUUAUACAGUGCCACUCAUCCAGCAAAUGGACUCCAGGAUUAUGAUCCCACGAAAAACGUCUCCACUUCAGUGAGCUCAAUACCAAGACGGCACUUUUCAAACCAAGGCGCUGACUUGUCUUUUGCCCCAAGACUCAACAAUAAGUAGCAGGUCACUGACGUGAAGUUGUAUUUGACAUGAUUGAAAUAGGUAUAUAUCUUAAGUCCUUUGUGGACACUACAGAAACUAAAUCUUCAAAUUACUCAGCUACACUUUUCCUGGAUCCUUUGUAGUGAGGUAUCAAUAUUGAGCUGGUUGGCAAUCCUGAGUGUGUCCUUUCACUGUUUGUCUCCCCCUCCAUUCAGAUGGCCUGACCCACGAGAGGUGCCACUGUGGUGGGGCAUUUCCGAUCUUUGGCUUAAAGGCAAUAAAAGAAAGGGACAGAUUCAGAAUUGUCACAGGGUCACUGCAGGUUCCCAGCAUUCUGACACCAGGACACUCCCCGUUUUAACAGUGAAUGUGUUGUUUGCUCUCGGAAUUUUAAAAGUGUGAGGUUCAGUCAGGGAACGACUUUUUAAAUAAAAUCAUUUAGUUGGAAGGUUUUACUCCUGAAAGUUCAAUGCUCUCCAUUCUUUGACUUCAGUGUCAAAUCCUGUCCAAGUAUACAGGUUUCUCUUGUGAUUUGCUGUUGCUCUAUACUGCUGCAGUGAUGCAUGGUCAAUCACUGUGUAAAAUGUAAGCUUUACAAACACUGUAAUUUUUUUAUCCAGUUUGGUCCUGUGCUUAUUUUUAAAAUGGCACCAUUAUGUAUUGUUUCUAGAGUUUACAAGAAUUCAGCAAAUCCUAAACACCUAAGAAAAUAUGUUUCUAUAUCAUUGCGUGGCAGUCAGGUUAAACUAGCCACUAAGCCUGAAAUAAACACGAUUUGCAACAUU